Messenger RNA from Branchiostoma floridae (Florida lancelet), 3157 nucleotides. Its product is annotated as venom phosphodiesterase 2-like. The record is from RefSeq and is a predicted model, not a curated record. Gene Ontology annotation, molecular function: nucleic acid binding; hydrolase activity; metal ion binding. Lineage: Eukaryota; Metazoa; Chordata; Leptocardii; Amphioxiformes; Branchiostomatidae. Bases 173 to 2293 code for a protein of 706 amino acids. The transcript has 23 exons.
CCUUUAAAGCUCAUCUUGGUGGCGGGAUGCACAACAUCUUAGGGAGCGAAGGCUAUUUUGUGGACCCAGACUCAAUACUAGCUGUGACAGCUGGCUGGAUGAUAGUGUGGUACCAGGACCAGAGCCCUCAUGUCCUCCCGGAUUCUCCCAGCCUCCCUUGAUUCUGAUCUCCAUGGACGGUUUCCGGGCAGACUACCUCCUGAGGAACAUCACACCCUACCUCGGCAAAAUGAGAAGGUAUGGGACCCACGCACCGUACAUGAGGGCACAGUACCCAACCAAAACCUUCACCAACCACUACACUAUUGUCACGGGCCUAUAUCCGGAGUCGCACGGUAUCAUCGACAACCUCAUGUACGACGAAGUGUUUAGGGCCACCUUCAGAAUCUCCAGUUCGGAGGCCAGGAAUGCUCGGUGGUGGGGAGGGGAGCCGUUGUGGAAUACAGUGGAGCAGCAGGGGCUGAAGGCGGCUACAUACUUCUGGCCCGGGUCUGAUGUGGACAUCCAGGGCAUGCUGCCAUCUUACUAUUACCAAUACGAUGGGAGCGUACCGUAUGAAGAUAGGAUAGACCAAGCCCUGCAGUGGCUAGAACUGCCUCAAAGUGAACGGCCGAGUCUACUCAUUACGUACUUUGACCAGCCUGACCUGGCGGGUCAUAUAGAAGGACCUGACAGCGACGCCGUGAACAAGGAACUGAUGCGUGUAGAUAAGAUGAUCGGUCGGUUGAUGGACGGUCUCCAUGCCAGGAACCUGUCGGACUGUGUGAACGUGGUGGUGGUGGCAGAUCACGGUAUGACUCCAACGAGCUGCGACAGAGUUGUCUAUCUAGAAGACUUGAUGGACAUCAGUCCGAUCUAUGUGCCACGUGAUGGCACGCUCAUGCGCCUGACCAGGUCCUUCAGGGCACCGGAAUCUUACGUCUGGGAUCCCGAUGGCGUGGUCAAGAAUUUGACGUGCGUCGAUGACCACUUUAUGCCCUACACUAAGCAAGCCGGUCUGCCCAAGAGGUUACACUACGCCAACAACCGCAGGAUCGAGGAUGUGGUGUGCACGGUGGAGGACGAGUGGCUGUUCGCCAGGCUCCGCAGUUUUAGUAACUGUGAUGGCGGCGAACAUGGGUACGACAACGAGUUCAGGAACAUGUCGGCCUUGUUCAUUGCUUAUGGACCCGCCUUCCAUCAAGGUGUCGAGGUUGAGCCUUUCGGCAACAUCGAACUGUACAAUAUGUUUUCCGACUUACUGGGCGUAACUCCUGCCCCGAACAACGGCACCAGGGGCAGUCUGAACCAUCUCCUGCGGCAGCCCAGGCCGAUCCCGCCCCAGGAAGACGGGUUGGACUCUACGAUGACGUGUUCCUUUCCUGACACCGACUCAGACUACAACUCUAUCCUCGCAGCAACCAUGCCCGGAUGUUCGUGCAACGUGGCCCAGUGGAGAACAUAUGACCAAAACUUCAACCUGACCAAUUCAGAAGUCUCGCAGUAUCAGCAACUUCACCUACCAACCGGGACGCCCCAGAACAUGUAUACCUCAGAUUACUGUGUCCUGACAGCGUCCAACUACGUCACCAGUUUCUCCCAGCAUUACGCCAUGCCCACGUGGACGGCGUACACACUGGACCAAACCACCCAGGGUCUCUCGUCUGAGAUCGCUGACUGCCUCCGGACAGAUGUCAGACUACCGGCGGGGCAGGCGGCCUCCUGCUCCGAGUACGAGAACACGACGCUGUCCAUGGGAUUCCUCUAUCCACCAAGUCUGAGUGCCGACCUCACGGGGCAGAUGGAAGCCUUGGUCAUGUCUAACGUCGUACCGCAGCACCGGGGCUUCAAGGAAGGCAUUUGGAACUUCACGAUGAGCCUAGUCGCCAGUUGGGCACAGAUGUACCAAGGGGUCCAUGUCGUCACCGGGCCCAUAUUUGAUUACAACUUUGACGGACUGAGGGACAACGUAACUGCCCAGUACAUGAGGUUCGUGGAAGAUACUACAACAGGCAUGCCUAUCAGGAUCCCGCUUCCCACGCACUUCUUCGUGACUGUCACCAGGUGUGACGGAGGCAGCCUAGUAUCUACGGACAGGUGUCCCAGGUGGCAGGUGGUGUCUUUCAUCCUGCCGCACGCAGACAGCAUACCCACCUGUAUGACCCCACGGGAGUACCUGUCCAUGAACGUGGCACGCGUGAAGGACGUGGAGCUGCUGACAGGCCUGACGUUCUACCGGGACCUCCCCGUCACCGACGCCAUCCGACUCAAGACCCACCUGCCCGAAGCUCAGGACCUCUGGGCCUGGGCAUAGACACGGGUGUUGGGCUGUACGGUUUGCUUUGGACGAGAAAGGACAGAAACAUGUGUAGUUCGAUGGAGUCCGGCAACUCCUCCUCUUGUCGACGCCAGUUUACUCUACCGUUGAUCUGAACCGCCAACCAAUUUGAAACGUAGGGCGCCUAUAUAUCUUGUGUACUUUUGUUGUCAUGCCCACAUUCUCAGUAAAUAUGAUCUUAUCAUAGCUUUAGGGGCGCAAUCCUAUCUAUGCAUCAUGGAAAGCAAAAAGUGCCGUUGCGACUUUGCUGUUUUGCAGCAAGACACGUUGUAAAAACAGAAUGUAUUCAAAUAAAUAUAUGCGUGAUGUAAGUUUCAAAAUGAAGGAAAGCAGAAUCGGAAAACAGCAUUCGAGUAUCAAAAGGUUAACGUUUUAAGAGAUGAUGUGUAUAUGGUGCGCAUAUUUUAUUGAAUUUUACUACCACGGAAUGUUUUGUUGUAAAUGUCGUCUGAACAUAGGCAUCGAGGCACGAGCAUCAUUUGACAACAUAUCCCUUUGACAGUUGUGCUCAGUUUUACCGAAUAAUGACUACAUGUCUGUACCUCAGUCCUUGUGGGAUUGUAACUGGACAUCGCUUGAUGAUGUUGUCUCUAUUUGUGUGGUUGUAUACGUGACAAUAGCAUCAGAAAUCAUAAACCAAACCCAUCAACCCAUGUUAUAUUGAUUUGUUCAAAGAUAGAAAUAAGGGCUAAACGAGAAUUUUCGAGCGUAUGUCGUACAUGCGAUGUUUUGGCACAAGCUGUUUUGUUCACAGACAGUCAAGCAUUGGAGUAUUAUUAUAUAUUGGAUACAGUAACAUGGCAAAGCCAAAUAAAAACGGUAUUCUUGACCUAGAGCUGA